Messenger RNA from Morus notabilis, 414 nucleotides. Its product is annotated as cinnamoyl-CoA reductase 1-like. The annotation marks the transcript as partial. The record is from RefSeq and is a predicted model, not a curated record. Gene Ontology annotation, molecular function: oxidoreductase activity, acting on the CH-OH group of donors, NAD or NADP as acceptor. The transcript has 2 exons. NCBI's taxonomy places the organism in Eukaryota, Viridiplantae, Streptophyta, Magnoliopsida, Rosales, Moraceae.
UGGGUCAAUGUCAAAGAUGUCGCCAAUGCGCAUAUUCUGGCGUAUGAGGUCCCUUCAGCUAGUGGAAGAUAUUGUUUGGUUGAGAGCGUUGCCCACUACUCGGAAAUUGUAAGACUCCUACGUGAGCUCUACCCAUCGUUACCACUUCCGGAGAAGUGUGCAGAUGACAAACUAUUUAUGCCAACCUAUCAGGUGUCCAAGGAAAAGGCGACGAGCUUGGGUAUUGACUUCAUUCCAUUGAAAACCGGCCUCAAAGAAACUGUGGAAAGCUUGAAGGAAAAGCAAUUUGUCAAUUUCUGAGUGGCAGUAGUACCCCUCUUCAGGUCCUUUCCUUUAUAAACCAAUGGUUAUGAAGUAGGAACUCUAUUCUAUUCGGCUUUCGAAUUAGUAUUUUGUGGGGCACAGGACUCUCCA